GCACCACUUGAUUACUACAGCAGAAUAUAAUUUGCCAGAUGGUAAUACAUACUUAGGUUAACCAUGUCAAAAUUAGAACACAGCGUGUUACGUGGUUUUGGUGGUCCUUAAUUACAUAUAGACAGUUAGACAUAUAAGCGUAAAACACAAGUUAUGGACAGAUAGAACCUGCUAUCAUCGUACAAUUAACCUGAUGAAAGAGAAGAAAACCUGCAUCAACUUGUGAAACAGAGGUCGUCAGAGAUUCAUAACGCAGCAUUAGUUGAUUAGUGUCCAAUAUAUUGCGUCAUGCAGCAGAGUGGUUCCAGCUACAAGAUGGUGAUGAGCUAAUGAACCAAACACCUCCAACAGCAGCCAGCCACCUGCCCACCAAUUCCCAACUUCCCAACUGGCUGGCCGCUGGCGAAAGAGUACGCGCUCAGCAUCGAAAUGAAGCUAUAAAAUGCCCGGCAAGCACACAUGUCUCUGCAUCUCCUCCAUCGCAAGCAAGCGCGCCCUUCACAGUUUCUAGCUAGCUAGUAGCUAGAGCACACUUCUGCUAGCUAGUAGUAGCCAUGGCUUCCUCCGCCGGGUCGUCCCUCUUCUUCGCCACGGCGCUCGUGAUGAUGGCGCUCAUCGUGCUCGAUGGCAGCAGCACGUGCCACGCCGCGCGGCAUCUCGCCGACACGACGACUGCCGCCCCGGCCGCUGCUCCGGCCGCCGUCCCGGGCAUUCCUGCGGUGCCGAAGCCGCCGGUCAUCGUACCCACCGUCACCGUGCCCGCGGCCACCCUUCCACCGAUGCCCACCGUGCCGACGGCGGGCGCUGUGCCACCGAUCCCAGCGUUGCCCAAGAUUCCCGCGGUGGGCGCCGUGCCACCGAUCCCCGCGGUCACCGUGCCCACAGUGCCGAACGCCGCCGCGCUGCCCCCUAUGCCGGCUAUACCCGCCAUGCCAAAGGUGACGCUGCCGCCGAUUUCCGCCGUCGUCCCUAAGGUUGGCGCCUUGCCGCCGAUGCCCUCCAUCCCGGCUGGCGUGCCCAUGCCGUUCGUGGCGUCGCCUCCUUCGGCAUAAUCAUCAGCAGUGUUUAAUUGUGUCAUUGUCUGGAGUGUAAUAUCUAGUCAUUCGCUCAUGCAUGUCUGAUAGAUUGUCCAUCUGAGUAUUCGAGUUGAUCACUCGUGAUGCAUGCAUGUAUGCAUAUGUGUUCGUUGGGCCGCAUGCAUGCUGCCUUUUCAUUAGCGGAGUAUUUAUUUUUCCUUUUUUAUGUAUGUUUGUGAUUCUAUAUACCUAUAUAUUGUAUUAAGUUUUGUUGGUUCAUUUUGCCAAAAAAAAUUUAUUUUGAUUGA
Sorghum bicolor (sorghum) is the source of this 1324-nucleotide messenger RNA. Its product is annotated as protein app1. The transcript has a single exon. Lineage: Eukaryota; Viridiplantae; Streptophyta; Magnoliopsida; Poales; Poaceae. The record is from RefSeq and is a predicted model, not a curated record. Bases 555 to 1052 code for a protein of 165 amino acids.